Molecule: messenger RNA, 1922 nt
Organism: Elaeis guineensis (African oil palm)
Lineage: Eukaryota; Viridiplantae; Streptophyta; Magnoliopsida; Arecales; Arecaceae
Product: protein TIC 55, chloroplastic
Biological process (GO): protein targeting to chloroplast
Cellular component (GO): chloroplast; cytoplasm
Molecular function (GO): 2 iron, 2 sulfur cluster binding; chlorophyllide a oxygenase activity
Source: RefSeq, a predicted model, not a curated record
UGUGUGGUCAGGAGAUGGAGGCAGGCUGAACAUGGCGAUGGAAUGGAGGAGGAGAACAGUAGAACUCGUAUACAUAAACACCCUUGGAAAAGCUCCUUAGGAAACUUAAAAGAUCUCCCCAUCGCUCCCUCCUUAAUUACGAGGGGAGUAUCUCCCACCAUGGCACUCUUUCAUCUCUCGUCUCUAUGCCUUCUCUCAUUCCACAAAGCACUGGACUCCUCUUCCUCUGCUCUCCCCUGCAAGCCCACUUCCAUAUAUCCAGUCUCCACGACCGAUGCGGCUCCCUUUGGUAGUUCUAACAUCUACAAAACAAAAAAAUUUCCGAGGAAAAGGAGACGACUGGGAGAGUGCUGGGCUGCAGUGGUGGAGGAUGUGGACAAGGAGAUAUUGCUACCAGCGGGAACAGAGGAGCAGCAGGAGGAGGAAGCCGCCGAGGAGUACGACUGGAGGGAGGAGUGGUACCCACUCUACCUGGCGGCCGAGGUGCUCGACGACGCACCACUCGGCCUCACCGUCUUUCACAAACAGGUCGUUCUGUAUCGAGAUGGUGGCGGCGUUCUCCGUUGCUACGAAGACCGAUGCCCCCACCGAUUAGCAAAACUCUCCGAAGGACAGCUGGUUGAUGGGAGACUGGAGUGCCUCUACCACGGUUGGCAAUUCGAGGGCGAUGGGAAGUGCGUGAAGAUCCCACAGUUGCCGGAGGGUGGCAAGAUUCCGCUGAGAGCGUGUGCUAAAACCUAUGAAGUUAGAGAAUCUCAAGGAGUGGUGUGGAUCUGGAUGUCGGAGAAGAACCCACCGAACGUUGACAAGCUCCCCUGGUUCGAGCACUACGACAGACCGGGCUUCCAAGACUUAUCCACCAUUCAUGAGCUCCCUUACGAUCAUUCCAUCCUCCUCGAGAACCUCAUGGACCCUGCACAUGUGCCCAUCUCACACGACCGAACCGACUGGACUGCCAAGAGAGAAGAUGCCCAACCGCUGGUCUUCAACGUCACCGAGAGAACGAGCAGGGGAUUUGCAGGGCAAUGGGGCCGAUCGAAGAAUCCGGCGCUGAUGAACUUCCUUCGAUUCCAAGCACCCUGCGUCCUUUCGAACAACUUGGAACUCGUCGACAAGAAAGGUGAAAAGCAGUACUUCUCGGCUCUCUUCCUCUGCAGGCCAUCAGGCCAGGGGAAGUCGAUGCUCAUCGUGAGGUUUGGAGCGAGCACGAGACCGGUCCUUGCCAAAUUGGUCCCUAAAUGGUACUUCCACCAGAAUGCCGGCAAGGUUUUCGAGCAGGACAUGGGCUUCCUUUCAUCGCAAAAUGAAGUUCUGAUGAAGGAGAAGGUGCCCACGAAGGAGCUCUACCUUAAUUUAAAAUCCUCCGAUGCUUGGGUUGCGGAGUAUAGGAAGUGGAUGGAUAAGGUCGGACACGGGAUGCCUUACUACUUCGGGCACAAGUCUAUCUCGCUGCCCCAAGAGCCUGCAGUGGUGGAACAAGCUCCGGCGGGGCUGGUUGCUGGGAUCUCAGCUUCGUUCCCUGCCAAGGGGGGAGUGGGAACUCAACACGCACCGAAUCCGGCAAAUAGAUACUACCGCCACGUCGUCCACUGCAGGGGCUGUAGAAGUGUUGUCAAAGCAUUUCAAGCGUGGAAGAAUGUACUGCUGUUUCUCACCAUCGCAGCUGCGGGAGCUGCAAUUCUGGCAGCGGCUCGGAAAUGGAAGGUAAUUGCACUGGCAUCAGCAGCAUUGUUCCUCGCUGGUUCAUAUGCCUGCUCUUCUGCAGUUUCUCUCAUCACAACCAACUUCAUUAGGACACAUCGAAGAUUGUGAGGCAGCAGAAUUUUAUGAUUUUUUAUAAAUGUGUUUGCUAAGAUAAACACAGGUGAUAUGUGCAACUUGCUCUAAUAUUGAAAUUGGUUCCUCCAAUUCUCAGCCGCCAA